AUGUUGCACGAACUGUUACUGGCGCUCCUGGGUCACACCGGAGAUCUUAUAAUUGACGAAAGGGAACACCGAGAAUCGCUUCGAGUUAAUUUAUCCAAAGACGCGCCGCUUGCCGAAGAAUCCACCUUCAAACUCGCGCCCGAUCUGUCCUUCAUCCAGCCCAGCGAUAAGGAAGUUAUUGAGAAGAUAAUUACGCUAGGGUUUUAUUACAGAGAGUUGGACCGUUUUGCUUCCAAGUGUCGAAACUUGAGUUGGAUUAGGUCUUCGAAAGACUCACCAUUGUCGAGUAAUGCUGAAAUAUUGAAAGGGAAAAAGUUGAAGCAGAGUGUCUACCGAAGAGCUGUCGCCAAUGGGAUUGUGGAGGUGCUGUCACUUUACAGAUCUGCUGUUUUACAUAUUGAGCAGAAAUUAUUGUCUGAUUCUCUUCCCAUCCUGGCCUCUGUGACGCAAGGACUCAACAAGUUCUUUGUUCUGUUACCACCACUUUAUGAGCUCAUUCUGGAGAUUGAACACGAUGGUAUCUGUGGUGGGAAACUUCUCAAUAUUUUGCAGAAGCGAUGCCACUGUGGAGUUCCUGAAUUGCAGACGUGCAUCCAGCGGCUUUUAUGGCAUGGACAUCAGGUCAUGUUCAAUCAACUUGCGUCUUGGAUGGUUUAUGGGAUUCUUCACGACCAGUAUGGAGAAUUCUUCAUUAGAAGGCAAGAGGAUAGAGAUUCAGAACACGACUCACCUUCAGACACACUCGAGAAAUUGGCUCGCAUGUCAACCGAAGACAAAUCUCUAACUGAUUGGCACUUGGGAUUCCAUAUCUUGCUGGAUAUGCUUCCAGAAUACAUUCCAAUGCAUGUUGCUGAAUCCAUUCUAUUUGCUGGGAAAGCUAUCAGGGUUCUUCGAAAUCCAAGUCCGACCUUCAAGUUUCAUGAUGCACCGUCUCAUCCUAGAGGAUCACAAAAGAUACAAGGAUUUAAUGGACGUCUUUCUUUCCAAAGGGACUCUUCUGUCUGUACCACGUUGAUUGCCGAAGAAUUACUUCCACAAUCUGAGGCUGACAAGAUUGAGGCUAUGCUUCAGGACUUGAAGGAGUCAUCCGAGUUCCAUAAGAGAUCAUUUGAGACUGCUGUUGCCUCUGUAAAAACAAUUGCAGCAAGUCAUCUUUGGCAGCUUGUGGUAGUACGCGCUGACUUGAAUGGCCACUUGAAGGCUCUUAAAGAUUAUUUUCUCUUAGCCAAAGGCGAUUUCUUUCAGAGUUUUCUUGAGGAGAGUCGGCAGCUUAUGCGUUUACCACCUCGCCAGUCGACUGCUGAAGCCGAUCUGAUGGUUCCUUUUCAGCAGGCUGCUAUAAAGACUAUUGGUGAAGAAGACAGAUACUUUUCAAGAGUGUCUCUACGGAUGCGUGGACUCAUGAUUAAAUCCUCCCAAGUCGAGUUGCCGAAAGUAAAAGCUAAUUCUGAAGGUGACUUUAGUGUCCAAUCAGAUACUAUUACUUCCUUAGAGAUGUCCCUCGAUGGAUGGGAUGGCAUUGCUCUUGAAUAUUCUAUUGACUGGCCCUUGCAGUUAUUCUUUACGCAGGAAGUGCUCUCUAAGUAUCUUAGGAUAUUCCAGUAUUUACUCCGACUUAAGCGGACACAGAUGGAAUUGGAAAAGUCAUGGGCUUCUGCAAUGCAGCAAGAUCACUCAGAUUUUGCCAAACGUCAUAUUGAUCGAAAGAACAGUUCAAUAUCUCCACAGAGACGGCAGCGGUUUAGACCAAUGUGGCGUGUUAGAGAACAUAUGGCCUUCCUGAUCAGAAAUCUUCAAUUUUAUAUCCAGGUGGACGUAAUAGAAUCUCAGUGGAAUGUUUUGCAAGCUCACAUCCAAAAUUCUCAUGAUUUUACAGAACUGGUUGACUACCAUCAAGAGUACUUAUCUGCGUUAAUUUCACAAUCUUUCUUGGACAUUGGUUCUGUGUCUCGGAUUCUGGACGGCAUUAUGAAGCUUUGCUUGCAAUUUUGCUGGAUGAUUGAGAACCAAGAAAACAGUGAAAAUACUGUUGAACUGGAGCGCAUAGCUGAGGAAUUCAACAAGAACUCAAAUUCGUUAUAUACUAUACUCCGCAGUAGCAGGAUUGCUGGGAGUCAGAGAGCCCCAUUUCUUAGGCGCUUUCUUUUGCGUCUCAACUUCAACUCUUUUUUCGAGACAACUGCUAGAGGGGUGCUGAAUGUUUUUUAUUUAUUGAAUUGUGGAAAUUUUCAAGAUGGUUUUGAUUGUUAG
Fraxinus pennsylvanica is the source of this 2250-nucleotide messenger RNA. The record is from the annotation of a GenBank genome assembly. NCBI's taxonomy places the organism in Eukaryota, Viridiplantae, Streptophyta, Magnoliopsida, Lamiales, Oleaceae.